GCGCGUGCUGCGCCCGGGCGGCGUCACGUGCGUGAGGGAGCUGCGGGCCCCGCGUGCGGCGCGUGUGGCGAGCGAGCGGUGGGCUGCGGAUCCGUGCGGCGUCGUGCACUCCUCGGUGGCUGUGUGCAGGCUUGUGCGUGUGAAGAGCAGCUGCUGCCUGCUGGUGCGUGUGAAGGGGAGCUGCUUGGGUGCUGUUGUGCGAAGGGAAGCUCGGUGGCUGUGUGCUGCUGUGCUGCGCGUGAAGCUGCCCGUGGAGCUGAACGUGCUGGUGAGCUGUGCUGUGGUCAGCAUUGAAGCUUGAGAGCAGGGGGCUGUUGUGCAGAUUGAAGGAAGAAGAGCUGUGUUAUUGUGGGAGGAAGACUUGUUCGAUUAAUCAUCAAUGGAGAUGUUGAGUCCGGAAGAAGAGGCGAAGAAAUUGGCAGAAGAGGCUGCAAGGAAGGCUGCAAAUGAGCAGCAUAGCAGCAGCAAGAACGAAGAGGAUCCACUCAUUACAAAAAAUGAGAUGAGAAGCGAGAUGAGGUGUAUGAUUCAAGAGCUUAUGGGGCUGGGUUUGAUUGGGCCUAAGGCGGUGUCUCGACCGUCUGAGUUGAAGCUGGAGCUUGUGCCAAAUGAUGUGAAGUUAGAAGGCAGCAAGAAUUACUUGAGUUGGUCUAGGAGAGUGAGGAUGCUUCUAGCCGGAAAGGGGGUGGAAGACUAUCUGGAGGAGGACUGUGUCGAGCCAGAUGACAAACUCAGUUCUGAAUGGAGAAUUUGGCACACCACUAACUCAAUUAUAGUGACAUGGUUGCUGUCAUCUAUGUCCCCGUCUGUGAGUAAGAUGGUUGAAGCUAUGCGUACUGCAGCACAGAUUUGGAAGACCUUGAGUAAUAUGUACUCAAGAAAAGGAAAUGUGAUGAUGAUGGAAAUUCAAAAUAUGGCAGAUGCGGUGAAACAAGCAGGAAGAUCUGUUGAGCAGUAUGCUAGUGAACUUCAAUACUUGUGGGGUGAGCUAGAUCAUUAUGCUCCACUUCUCAUGGAGUGUUCCAGAGAUGCUGGGGCUGUUCAUAAAUGGGUAGAGGAUAGGAGAGUAACCCAUUUCUUAAAGAAUUUGGAUCCUGAGUUUGAAAGUAGGAGGGCAGCCAUCUGCCAUCAAGAGAGCCUUCCUACUAUGGAGGAGGCCAUUUCGGCCAUGCUUAAUGAGGAAAGUAGACUUAAGGUGAUGGUUGGUAAUGAUCCAAUCAAGUCGGCAUACAGUGCUGUUGAUGAUAGAGAUUGCUAUAACUGUGGAGAGAAAGGACACUUGAGCUACAACUGUCCUUAUCCGAGAGGGAGUGGUGCUCGCGGUGGUGGUGCCCGCGGAGCACGUGGGGGUGCUCGUGGUGGUCGUGGUGGUUAUGGAGGAGGUCGUGGAAGCCAUGGUGGAGGACAUGGUAGAGGUCGUGGUGGCCCUAGAACCAAUGUGGCUGUUGCAGAAGAAACAUCAUCUAUCACUCUGACUGGAGAACAAGCUAAGAUGUGGGAACAGUGGCAGAAGAGCAAAGAGUCAGAGAACUUAGCUAGUACUCCACCUGAUUCUACUGCAACCACUACCGUUCAACACUUCGGUAACUUCACCAACUACGCCCACUCGGACGAAGGAGAAGAGCACUGGGAGGAGGAUUGGGACUGGAGUCAGGCAUAAUGGACUGUGGUUCAUCAGUCAUGAGGAGGCAGCACUAGCAGCAACAACGGAAGGAGAUGAGAAAGCAGUCAUUUUGCUCCACCGCCGGUUAGGCCAUAUACCUUUUGAGAACCUAAACAAGUUGUAUCCCGAAGUGUUACUACAAGAAUUAUGAUUUUUUUAUGACAAAAGUCCUCAUGACGAGGUCAAAUAUCAUCAUAUAUUGUAACAUUAUAU
Panicum hallii is the source of this 1876-nucleotide messenger RNA. RefSeq lists its product as uncharacterized. Gene Ontology annotation, molecular function: zinc ion binding; nucleic acid binding. The coding region runs from base 380 to 1660 and encodes 426 amino acids. The transcript has 2 exons. Lineage: Eukaryota; Viridiplantae; Streptophyta; Magnoliopsida; Poales; Poaceae. The record is from RefSeq and is a predicted model, not a curated record.